UUUCUUUCAGUUCACAUUCAGCUGCUCGAAGGAAUUUUCUUCGAACGAGGACAAACGAGGACCGGCUUGGUGAAACAUGGGAAAAUUAUCCUUGGUUUCGUUUUUCGCCGCGGUGAUUUUGGCCACGGCCACCGCCGUCGAUCUGCCAAAUAACUGGAGGAUAUGCCCGAGAUCUCUACCGGACGAUCAGUAUUACAAGUGUGUCGCUGAGGCCGUCAAGGAUGCUGUCGUCUCUUUAGCUGGCGGCUUGAAGAGCUUCAAGAUUCUACCGAUCGAACCGUUGGCCGUGGACAGCGUGAAGAUCGGCAAUUCCCAAGGAUCGGUUACUUUGAAACAGGAGUACCGGAAUAUUAAGUUGCACGGGCUGACGAAGAAUCUCGAGGUUAAAAAUUACCAUAUCGACUGGGAUAAAUGUCUCCUGUCGUCGGAUUCGUUCAAUCCGCAGGUGGACUUCGUCGCUGAUUACAAAAUCGAUGGAAAAGUGUUGCUUCUACCGGUCAGAGGGUCCGGAAAGUCCAACAUUACCAUGUACGAACUGAAGUCUCACAAUGACAUAUACUGCGAGAAAUAUCAGAAGAACGGGGAAACGUAUUUGAGGAUCAAGAAGUACGUGGUGAAGUUCAAUCCUUCGCGAGUGACGCUACGAUUCGAGAAUCUCUUCGACGGCGAUAGUAUUCUGGGCGAGCAAAUGAACCGCUUCAUAAACGAGAACUCUGACCUGCUGUUCAAGGAGCUUCAAGCACCGUAUGAGGAAACGUUCGGUCUCGUAUUCACGAAACUUAGUAACGACGUGUUUAGCCGCGUGCCGUUCGACAAAAUAUUUCCGCAAACGUAAAUGAAGAAUUAAACAUCCUCUCGCGGCUCCUAUCCCCUCUUCUUUAUCGUGUCUUCAUCCAUUCGUGAGGAGUUGC
Messenger RNA from Ceratina calcarata, 911 nucleotides. It is a transcript of the gene JHBP-1, whose product is annotated as take-out-like carrier protein. The coding region runs from base 77 to 835 and encodes 252 amino acids. The transcript has 6 exons. Gene Ontology annotation, biological process: multicellular organismal reproductive process. The record is from RefSeq and is a predicted model, not a curated record. NCBI's taxonomy places the organism in Eukaryota, Metazoa, Arthropoda, Insecta, Hymenoptera, Apidae.